Molecule: messenger RNA, 4581 nt
Organism: Parnassius mnemosyne (clouded apollo)
Lineage: Eukaryota; Metazoa; Arthropoda; Insecta; Lepidoptera; Papilionidae
Source: the annotation of a GenBank genome assembly
AUGACUUCGGUACAGGAAUUUUCAUGUAUAUUUUGCAAGGAAGCCUUCGAAGAUAAAGAGACAUUACAAGAACACUUCAGGAAGCAUGGAGAUCCGAAAUUUGAUCAAACUGCAAAAGCUAAAGUUCGGAAUCAGAACGAAUCGCCGACGUCCAUUGAUACUGCAAAAGACGACAAUGAAAUGGUUUCAUGUGAUGUAUGCCCCGAAGUGUUUCCCACAAUAUCGAAAGCGAUAACUCAUAAACACAAAGUGCACCCAGACCAUGACGCCAAGUAUUUUUGCCCAUGGUGUGGCAAGCUGUUCACUUUAAAGCAUCUUUUCAACAAACAUUUGUUGUCCAGUCAUGAUUCUUCCAGCUUUGAGGUAACUAACAAUUUCCAUUGUGAUUGUUGCGAUGUGGAUUUCUAUAACACAUCAGCCAUGGUUUAUCAUAAUAAGUUUUAUCACAGACAGGACACGGAUUUACCUGUCAUUGGUCAUUCAAAAAAACUAAAAUUAUUGAAUCAGGAAUUAGUGCAAAUCUAUUAUUGUCCAUUUUGUGGCGAGGAGUAUAACAACAAAGUCAAUUUACAUAAACAUAUGACAGAUGAUCAUAAUGAUGAAAAUCAAAGCCCUGAAGAUAUACUUAGGUGUCCAUUAUGUGAAGCUAUAUUUUACCAUUUAGAUGCUUAUGAAUUGCAUCUUACAUUUCACUCAUCUGAAGACUUGUACAGUGAAGAAAAUGAAAUGCUUAAACAAAUAGUUGAGUUUUCAUUGGAUACUAUACCUCCUUUAAUAGAAAAAGCGGAAAUUGAUGCAAUUGACGAAGAUAAUGAAGAUUUAAAAACAAUUGGAAUUGACCAAUUUCUUCAAUUGAGUAUGAGUAAAGAUUCUGAAGAAGAACAAAUGGAACAAACUGAGAAGAUAAAGGCGAAAAAGCACAAGAAACAUAAAAAAUCUAAAAAGGCUAUUACACUAGAUGAAUUCCUAAAUAUGAACGCAGAUGUUUUUGGUGAAGGUUUGAACUUUCAGGGGAUAGAAGAGGUGCCCACCCGCGUCGUUGCAAAACAGCUUAAACCUAAAAAAGAACAAGGAAUAAAAAAUCACGAAAAAAAAUUAGCCUUGUCUUCUGAUAUUGAUAAAUUAAAGAAACAAGGUAUAACUAUAAAAAUGAAGCCCGGAAAAAAGCCAGAUCCUUCUAAAAUCACAGAACAAUCAAGUUCUUCAACGACUAAUAGAGCUAAUCCAAUCAAAUCGAAUGUAAUAAGUACUUCCAGUGAAGUACUGUCAAAACUUAUGAAUCAGAGUAACAGUCAAAUAAAAAUAAUGAAAAAGCCUACAUUGAUGAAUCAAAAUGUGGAUCAGAAUGAAAAAAGAAUAACUAAAGCAGAAACAUACGUCAAACCCCAAGAUGUUAACACUUUUGAUGAAGAAGCAAAUCAACUUGAUUUAAAGAAAACUAAGGAGAUAGAUAACAAACAUACAAUAAGUGCAAUAGAUGAAAAAUCAAAUGACGCUUUAUCUGUAAAAUCAGACGUAACAGCAAAAGAUAUUGAGGGAAAUUCUCACAAAACUCUAGUUUCAACAGAUACUUUACUUGAAAAUUAUACAAAUUACUCAGCACCACUUAAUGAAUCUUUAGAUAAUGGUAACAUAGUUUAUAACAAAGAUAACGAAGAAGAUGUUAAUGCAAAUGAUAACAAAAAUGAUACAAUUAUAAAUGAGCUAUGUCAAAUUUCAAAGACAGAAGUCAUUCAAGAUAAAAAUCAAUACACUAUUACAUCUGCAGGGCAAACACUUAAUGACUUUGAAGAAGACCUUUCGAGUACAAAAAUACUACGAGCACACACCAAUGAAAUUAAUGAGAAGAAAUUUGCAGAGGAUGAAACUAUUACUGAUCCUUCUCAAAAUGUUACAAAUGAUACUUUAAAUGCUAUUAAACACCUAAGUCAUCUUAUUACUGUUAAAUCUAUCAAUAAUUCGAAAUCAUCACCGGUAAGAAAAGAAGACUAUCCUUUGAAUGAUAUUAGUCAGGAUCUAGCUGGAGAUUGUCGCAAUAAAAUAGAAGAUAAAAAGUCAAAGAAUAAUAUUGUUGAUAUAGAAACUAAUAUAGGAAUUAAUAGAUCCGGGAACCAGAAAGAAUCGGAACCUAAGACGUUGGAAGCUUUAAAAAAUAUAGGACAACAUGUUACAAUUAAAUCUCUAAGCUCACAAGUUUCAUCGCCUAAAAGUAUAGUAGAGAAAUUCAGUGAUGACAGUGAUGAUGAGAAAAAUAAUGAAGCAGAAAAUGUAGAAUCUACAUAUAAAAGUUUAGCAAAUAAUAUUGUAGGUAGAAAAGUCGUUAAUUUGAAGAAUCAAAACAAAUUAGGGACGAUAACAAAAGAUUCACAAAUAGAAAGUCCUACGCAAAACACUACUAAUAAAGUUACAAUAAAGAACACAAUAAAUAAGGAAUCACUACUGGAUACAGACGAGGACGUAAAUAAGACUAAGGCAAAUACAGAUCUUUUGAAACGUUUAAGGAAUGUUACGGCAAAAACAAUUACAUCGAAAAAGAACAUUAAACAAGAACAUACAAUUCAAACUUCGAUGCAUGUAACAAAUUUAAAAAAAGGCAAUAUUACUAAAAGAGUAACGUCAAAGCAAGAAGUAAAUGAAGAUAUUGAGAUUUUUAAUAUUGAUGACUCUGACAGUGAUGGCCAAGAUAAACAAGAUUUUAACAAAACGAUUGAAACAACUAAAUCGUCGAUAAAUCCGGUAAUGGUCCACAAAACAGGCAAUGUUAGUUCUGAAUUCAAUUCUCAUGAGGCUUUACGAAAUCUCGGUAAGAGUAUAACUGUAAAAGCGGGAAACCAAUCAGUUAAAAACCAAAGUAAUUUUAAAGACGAGGAAAAUAUUUCAGAACAUAGUGGUACAUUUACAGACGAAGACGAGGAUGUGGAUUUUAACAACAUCAAGGAAAAAAAACCUAUGAAUCAUUCCAUAAACCAAAGCAACAAUAAUUUGCAAUCGACUUUAAAAAAUCUUGGAAAACAUAUAACGGUAAAAUCGAAAAAUUCGUCCCUCAAUUUACCUACAAGAAAACCCCAAGACAAGAAUUCUCAAAAUAUUAAAAUGAUAUAUAAAAAAGAUAGUGAAAGUGACUCUGAUUCUAAUGUUGGUAAAGUAAAAAUAACUGAAAUAACAGAUAAUGUCGCUAGUGAUAACGAUUUUUUUUCGGAUGAAGAUGAAAACAAACAUAAUAAAAAUUUCUCUAUACAAUCUCCCAAUGUUACUUAUAGUGACAUGGAAGAUGAUUUUGCUGAAGAAGAAACCAAUGAAGAAUUUUCUGAUGGUGAAAACCACAGCCAUCAAGCUAAGGUAAAAAUGAAAUCGGAUGAAAUUACUUACCAGUCACAAAUAUCUAAUUCACAAACAAGUGAAAGUCAAAAAUGUCCUUUAAAUAAAUUUCAGACAUUUAAUAAAGAAAUCACAAUAAGGCCAUUAAAAGAAAAGAAAUGUACUAUAGAUACGGAUGCUGAUACACGAGGUACAAAUAAAGAUGCUUCCGACAUCCCAAAUAAUCUUAAAGAUUCGUGUGUUAAACAGUUCAGACAAAAACAUAAUAUGAAACCUGAUAACCUUCCAACGACAGCAGCAAGUCAGACACCAAUAAAUGAAAAUAUUGGAACAACAGCCAAUCAAGUGAACACUGUAAACAAAGAAGUAUCAGUCAAAACAUAUGAAUCACAAACUGUUAUCGAAGAAAUAACGACAACUGUAACGAAAACGAUAAGAACUGUGAAUCAGACUGUUAAACAAGAAGUGAAAAAUACAGGCCAAAUAAACUCUAAUGCUACAUUUAGACCACAGAAAAUUCUAAAUUAUAGUCAGCAAGGCAAAAAUACACAUAAUGUUACAUUUAGACAUCCAUCUCCCAGCAUAGGAACUAAAAUAAAAAAUGCUACUACUCCAAUUAGACCCACAAGUAAUACAAAUAUUAGACCUUCAAACCAGUUAGUUCCUGUACGGACAGGGUUAAAUUUGACAAAACCUUGCAAUUCUACAGUGCCAAAAAUAAGAAAUAAAACUCCUUCCAAACCAACUAAUCAAAAACCAGUAACAGGAAGAGCGCUUAAAAUUUCACCACAAGCAAUGAACCAAUCAAUGAAAAGGCCUUCGGUGGAUACAUCUGGAGAGUUGAGUUGCUUUAAAAAGCCUAAGGAGGCAUUUCCACUUGAAAUACCAACAUAUAAAAGUGAUCAAGAUGGAGAGGCCACCGUGCAUUUCUCGGCAUCUCAGAGCAGAGCUGAUUUUACUAGUACUGUUAAGAAUGUACAAGGAAAAUCCGUAGUGACGUCCACACAAAUGAAAUCGGAAAUGAGUACGAGUUCACAUUUGAGUAAACUUGGUAAAAUGUCUGGUCUAAAAAUAGUGAAAACUAGUUCAAAACAAGCCACGCAAGUUGAAGAGAGAAUAGAAAGUUGUGGAGCUAAAAGAACUAUGGAAGCAUUGCAAAAGUUGCAGAUGCAAGGUCUUUUGGUAAAAAGACCGCGAACAGACAGUAAUGAUGAUAACGAAUAUUCCAAUUCUGGUAGUGAAACCGAGGAAGCUAAUGAAUAA